UUUCACACAUCCAAUACUAUCACAGUUAUUUUGCCAGUUCAGGAGUGCUUCAAGAAAAAUUGGACUUUGCACAAAUUAACACAUUUGGUUGGCGAUGCAAGUCCGCAGAAAUUCGAGCCUUGGCCAUCUUAUAAAUAUACGGGAACUCUCCGACCAGCGCCACUGGGUCCAAGACGCGUGGUUCCAGAACACAUCGUGAAGCCGGAUUAUGCUGAUUCUGAGGACGGAAUAUCAGAGAGCGAGCGCAUGGAAAACAGAAACAACCAAGUGAAGGUGCUUAAUGAUGAGGAAAUCGAGGAAAUGAAAGUGGUAUGCAAGCUGGCCCGUGAAGUACUGGACGAAGCAGCACGCGUUUGCGCUCCCGGUGUUACCACGGACCACAUUGAUGCCGUAGUGCACGAAGCAUGUAUUGAAAGAGACUGCUAUCCGUCUCCACUUGGGUGCGUUUCACUACCCAGUAUCAUGCGUUUAGGAUAUCACCAGUUCCCGAAAAGUGUUUGCGUCUCAGUGAAUGAAGUUGUUUGCCACGGAAUUCCGGAUAUGCGAAAGCUUGAAAACGGCGACAUCUGCAAUGUGGAUGUGACAGUGUACCAUCGAGGUUUUCAUGGCGACCUCAACGAGACAUUCCUGGUUGGCGAUCAGGUGAAGGAAGGAACACGAAAGCUAGUGCAAGUUGCCUAUGAGUGCCUUCAACAGGCCAUUCAGAUUGUUCAACCGGGCGUAAAGUUCAGAGAAAUUGGCAGCGUUAUCCAGAAGUACGCGAAUACGAAAGGUUUUUCAGUCGUGAAAACAUACUGUGGGCACGGCAUCCAUCGGUAA
Messenger RNA from Gongylonema pulchrum, 819 nucleotides. NCBI's taxonomy places the organism in Eukaryota, Metazoa, Nematoda, Chromadorea, Rhabditida, Gongylonematidae. The record is from the annotation of a GenBank genome assembly.